This is a messenger RNA of Anopheles moucheti, 3736 nucleotides long. RefSeq lists its product as uncharacterized. The record is from RefSeq and is a predicted model, not a curated record. Lineage: Eukaryota; Metazoa; Arthropoda; Insecta; Diptera; Culicidae. Gene Ontology annotation, molecular function: signaling receptor binding. The coding region runs from base 504 to 2471 and encodes 655 amino acids. The transcript is spliced from 4 exons.
GUGGUGUUGUUUGGAUAUUUUAUGGAUUUCGUAGGUGUUAAUUUUCGUUCGUGUUGUUUUUCUUUAAUUUGUACCGUUUUGCAAAAGUGGAGGUGUAAAUUUUAUUGCAGCCAGUCGUGAGCUGAGCGUUAUUUCGACGGAAAGUUUUGUGUUUUUUAAGACCCUGGCAGAGAGCAGCCAAAAGUGGUUCGCAGUGUCAACAGUACGCGAUCGACGGCAUUGGGAGCAGUAUUGGCGGAAGCAAUAAUAACAGCAGCCUAAAGCAUCGCAACCAUACAGGAGGGGCUUUGUUUCACGAGAUCAGCAACACGAUCAUCCAGCGCAAAACGCCCCCUCGCGUCCUUGACUGCAGGACCGUGAAAUUAAGAGCAAAAUCAUCGAUCCGUCGAAAACCUGUACAUCUAAAUCCGGCCUACGGAUUCCGUGUAUGCGUUCAACUGCAUCCAGCUAGUGUGUAAGUUCGAUCCCGUGUACGCUACUGGCUGAACGACAUCGUCGAUGAAAUGCGAAAGAAAAGCCCGGCUUCGGUACAGAAAUGGGUCGAUUCAAUACAGAUACCAACGAGCGCAAAUGCGGGUGCAACGGCUGGUGCCGAUACCGUUACCCCCUCACAGGACGAUGAUCCGACGGCGUACGAAUCAGACUUUUCCCGGUCGGCUCAGCUAGCGGCGGCAGCAUCACACACAGAUGAUCCAGACCAUGAGCACGCAUGGGAAGAAAGCGCGGAGCCAUCCGAACCUGAAGUGGAACCGGAAGAUGAUCAAAUUGCCUUCUCUUACGAUACUCAUGAAAAUGCCGACCAUCCAGAACGCGUGAUUAUCGAACAAAACCUCAAAAAGAACAUUGGUAUUGGUACCACCCACGGUAUUCCCAGCGAGCCACAAAGCACAUCUCUUGCCACCAGCACACCGAAAGCAAUGAAAUCUGAUGAAUCUGCAAAGCAAUCACCAGUAACGGAGGGGAAUCCCGGUUUGUCAAUUCGUAACUUUCUGUCUAAAAAGUCGUUACUGGGAAAGUUUAGUCGAUCUGGUUCGAAUCUCGACCACAGUCCAACGAUUUCGGGUGAGAGUGAAAAUCCGGACGCAAUGGAAACUGCACGAAAAAAUACGGAAGAGGGAAUAGCAUCCACUUCUUCGCGGUUUGUGGUCGGUAAAAGCAAAAUAAAUGAGUUUUACGAUAAGCUAAACAUGAACAAAGCAAAGUAUGGAUUGAUCAAAGCGAAAAAGCUCGAUAUUCGCAAUAUGCUCAGUGGUGGAACUAGCAACCGUGAAAGUGCUGACGAUCGGAAAGCGCAUGAACCACAGUCCUUACACUUACAUCCAUCCGCGGAUGAAUUCUUUACCGAUGGCGCCGUGCAAGGAUUCGAUGGUGAACUGGAUCCCGUCGCAAGUGAAUCGGAACAUGAGCGAUCCGUAUCACCACAACACCACGAACCGUUGGAAGUUAGCGUCGUUGAUGUGGAUCCUUCCGAUGCGUACGAGUUUUCCUUUGAUGAAUCGUUCCCCAAAUCUGACGAGCUAAUUCCGGGUAUGAUAAGUGAGGAAGAUGAAGAGGAAAAGGAAAACAUACUCGAUAGUGCGUCCGUUAUGCCGAGUCAUGGGCACGGGUACGAUGCGUACCUUAACCCACCGAAACCCAAGUCGCAUCGCAUGGGUAUCGGACGCAUCGGUCGCAGUUCGAGUGAGAAUCCACGUGCCACCGCUCGGCGCUACAAUCUAAUGGAAAUCGGACGAAGUUUCAGCGAGAUGAACGAUGAUGAUGAUUCGUUCGCAAUCAGUGAGUGCAACAACAGCUGUCCGAACCCGUCGUCGCUAAACACCAGUUCGAGCAUCAACAAUGGCAGCAGCAAUAAUCUCACACGUUCCGUUCCUGUUAGUCCCAUACCGCGAACGUCAAGCAAGCUCAGCAUUCAGCAAGAUCAACAACAGCACCAGUUACACCAGCAGCAGCAGCAACAACAACAGCAAUCAUCGUCUCCACGGCGUCGCAGCACGAUGCUAGUAAAGGAUAGUUCACUCCAAUCCGAUUCCAGUCGAUGCUCGAGCGUUGAGAGUCUGCUGAACGCGCGCAAACCGGACCCGGAGAAGAUACUGCUCAAUCUAGGCUUUGGACCGGCACCGCACAGUACGGAUGUGUUGGCAAAAAUACCGAAACGGUUUUUAAAACCAUCCCAAGUGCGAGGAGUCGAUACGGAAGCUUUCUUGCGACAGCAGCAACUUUCGAUGCACAUCCAUGAGAAUAGUGUUCUCGGCUAUCGGGGACUAGUAGGUAAUCCGCACAUUCCACCUUCGAUGAUAGUGGCCAAAAUUAUGGAACGGUUUCAGGAGAAUGACACAAAGACGCGCCUCACGGCCACCGGCGUUCCUCUGCUUCAGUCAUCCGACAGUCGCAACUCGUCCGGUCCACCGUCACCCGUUCCGAUGACACGGCAUGCCUCUCUAGCGACAGCUGAUGGUCGUUUAAAAUACUAGCUCUAUCCCUCCUCCGGGCAGGGGCGGACACGCGGUGACCGUUGCGUCCCAAAGUGAUACUUGUACCGUACCGCACUCAGCAUAUCGCUUCUCAAACAAUCAAACAACAUGUUUCCUUCACGCACACACUAUACUCUGGUUGAUGAGCUUUAGAGAAACCCUUUGCGUCGAUGAGAUUUAAAUAUAUAUUCUUAACUUUUAAACACAUACACGGCUAGGGGAAGAGGAUUCUUGGUGUUGAGGUAGAAACGCACUCCAUUUUACUACUCAAUCCGAUAAUCGUUUUAUAAAUAGCGAACGUUUUAAUCUGCCUCACCCUUUGGAACACUACUCAAAAUCGCCGUACUAUUGUACCUUUUUUAACCCAACUUUCUCCAUGUGAGCUUUUAUGAGAUUGUAGACUUUGUAUCUUCUAUAUUCCCUUUUCUACUUUCAACUUCAGCAUUAUUUAUAUGAAAUCCAUUGCGAUACACUUACAAGUAGCAGGGGGGAUCAGUUUUAGCUACAAGCGAAUGUUGAAAACCAUCUGAGUAUCAAAGUGAAAAAAUGAGUAAAUUAAAAACUGUGAAACAGCUAGGCAUUCCUAUUAAGGAAAGAAACACUAACGUUUUGGUCUCCCGUAACAACAGGCAACCAUUGCUCCUUAGGCCUUGUGAUGAUGUGUUGUGUAGGAUUAGAUACGUAGGUCAUAGCUAGAUGUAUGGACGGUGUAAGAUAUUAGAUAUUCUACUGAAUGGUAGUAACGGCACGGUGCUCUACAGCAUCGUGCACAAUACUUGAAUGGCAGCAGGUUUAUGAUAAGGAAAACAAGCGGACUAGAACAAUGAAAGUAAAGAGUGAAUGAUAAAACGUGUACGAGCUUACGGGACCGAGAACCAAGAACAGUUUUCUACUGAAGUCCAAUACCACAUGGGGAACACAACACUUGAAAAAAAAGAUAGUAUACACAAUGACUUUCUCAUUCUUUGAAUGCAUAUCUAUUAUCAGUGAUGUUCUUCUGUACGAGUCAGGUUUCGGGAGGCUGAGUAUAUACACAUUCGACAGUAAUCGUUACAAUUCGUAAUUCAAUUGCAAUAUUUAAUGACACGCGGUACUGGGGACAUCCAAUAAUACACCCUUUUUAUCAUGUUACACUCACCAGGAUAAAGAGAGCAAUUGUUUUCAGAAUUAGAUUGGCUUUAUUUUGGUAUUCCUAGAACGCCGAAUUAUUACUACACUGGAACAAAACAGCACUUGUUAGAUAAAUAAACGUUGUAACGUAAAUA